AUGAACGACGAAACGACGAGGAGGAGUGUCGAAUGCAAGGAUUCUGUCGAUCAUAGAUGGGAAGUUUGAGAGAAUCCCUGGAGACGUGCUCCAACCCUUCGGCUGCCGUUCAAUGAUUUGGCACUUCAUAUUAGGUUUGAGUUACCACCGUCGGCAAUCUGGGGAGAACAAGAAGAACGUGGGAAGGAUCGCGAUGAAAUCUGUGGGGAAGUAUCUCGGUAAGGAAGGGUAA
Messenger RNA from Haemonchus placei, 232 nucleotides. The record is from the annotation of a GenBank genome assembly. NCBI's taxonomy places the organism in Eukaryota, Metazoa, Nematoda, Chromadorea, Rhabditida, Trichostrongylidae.